AUGUGGGGCAUGAGCGGUCUAAGCUGUCUGCUGGCCAUUCGGCUGCUGCUGGAGCUGCCCUUGCUGGAAGCUUGUGAUCAGCCAAUGGGAUCUCCCCGCAUUGUGGGGGGUAAUGAUGCCAAGAAUGGGUCCUGGCCCUGGCAGGUCAGCAUCCGUGAAGGCAGCAACCAUAUCUGCGGAGGGUCCCUCAUUGCUGAGAGCUGGGUGGUGUCAGCAGCUCAUUGCUUCAAUGGGGACAAGUCUGCCUAUCAUGUGAACCUAGGGGAAUAUCAGCUCCUGAACCCCUCUGAAAGUCUGGUAUCUUUUCCCAUCAAGGAGAUUUACCGUCAUCCCAGCUACACCGAUAUUGGGUCCAGCGGUGACAUUGCAUUGGUGGAGCUGGAAACCCCUGUGAACUUCAACAGAGUUAUCCGCCCCAUCUGCCUUCCGGCCUCCUCUGUGGAGUUCCCCGCGGGCAUGGAGUGCUGGGUGACCGGCUGGGGUGACACUCAGUAUGGAGGGAGCCUGACAGCCCCCAAAACGCUGCAAGAGGUGCAGGUUCCCCUGAUAGACAGAGACACCUGCAACAGCCUCUUCAACACCGGCUCAUACCCAGACGACCCUCAGGGGAUUGAUCCCAUCAAGCAGGAUAUGAUCUGCGCAGGGUAUCCGCAAGGGGAGAAAGAUGCGUGUCAGGGUGACUCUGGGGGACCCUUGGUCUGCGAAUGGGACAGCGCGUGGCUCUUGGCUGGGGUGGUGAGCUGGGGUGUGGAAUGCGCACGCCCCAACCGCCCGGGGGUCUACAUCCUGCUGCCCCCCUACGCCGACUGGAUCCAGGGCUAUGUCCCCACCAUACCCUUCACCGUGCGUAGCAUGUCCGUCUUGCAGCACAAUAGUGCUGGUGCUAGCCCUUUGGGAGCCCUAAGGAAUAUUUUGGGGGCCUUCCCCACCCACACUAGACUAAAACAGGCAAAGUGGAUAGGGGGCCCCCUUGGGCUGCUCGGGGCCCUAAGUCAUUGUCUAGUCUACUUAUGCCUAGUGCCCCCUCUGCCUGCCAUGCUUCUCCUAGCUGCAGCUGUCCCCAUGAGCCUGUGA
Emys orbicularis (European pond turtle) is the source of this 1074-nucleotide messenger RNA. Its product is annotated as serine protease 27-like. Bases 1 to 1074 code for a protein of 357 amino acids. The record is from RefSeq and is a predicted model, not a curated record. Gene Ontology annotation, molecular function: serine-type endopeptidase activity. Gene Ontology annotation, biological process: proteolysis. The transcript has 5 exons. NCBI's taxonomy places the organism in Eukaryota, Metazoa, Chordata, Testudines, Emydidae.